AUUUUUUAUUUUUCACUCAAAUUAUAUCACUUAAAUAUUGAAAGAUGUUUUAUGAACUUCUUUGUAUAACUAGAGCGGGAUUAAUGGAGGCAAACUUUAAAGAUCUUGUCCGAAAUUCAGCAAAACAUGUUCUUGAACGAGGUGGAGUUGUAAGAGGUUUUGAGAACUGGGGCGAAAUGCCAUUAGCAAAGAGAAUACGCAGACACCAAGUAUACCAUACUCGUGGACAUUUUUGGCUUAUGCAUUUUGACACCAACCCAGUAGUGAUAACCGAAUUAAGAAAAAUGUUUAACAAUGAUCCUCGUGUUAUUCGAGGAAAUAUAGUUAAACUUGGGGAAAGACUUGAAGAUAUUAUAGAAAGACCUGAUAAGACUCAUUGAAAUUCUUUAUUUCCACGAUAUUUCUUCAAGCCCUUAAAUCUUUUCCCAUUUAUUUUAGUCUCUUCAGAUUUACAUCUAUCACAUUUGCACAAAAAAUAAUAAUCAUUCAUAAGUUUUUGUCUUCUCGCUUGUAACGGGGAAUGAGUAUCUUCUAUAUACGAUAUAGUUAAUUCUUCACCUAAUUGACGUUUAAGAGUAAAUUUAACGUAUAUUUAUUAAAUUUCAAUUUGUCACUUGUAUUUUAUAUUUUACAUUACCUUCUUUGAUAUUGUGAAGUG
Rhizophagus irregularis DAOM 181602=DAOM 197198 is the source of this 658-nucleotide messenger RNA. RefSeq names its product mitochondrial 37S ribosomal protein bS6m. The record is from RefSeq and is a predicted model, not a curated record. Lineage: Eukaryota; Fungi; Glomeromycota; Glomeromycetes; Glomerales; Glomeraceae. Gene Ontology annotation, biological process: translation. Gene Ontology annotation, cellular component: ribosome; mitochondrial small ribosomal subunit. Gene Ontology annotation, molecular function: structural constituent of ribosome; small ribosomal subunit rRNA binding.